AUGUCAGGUGGUGUUGACUCGAGUGUCUCGGCUGCUCUUUUGAAGCAGCAAGGUUUCAAAGUCCAAGGUAUUUACAUGCGUAACUGGGAUACUUCAGACGAACGAGGCGUCUGUACUUCCCGAGAAGAUUGGGAAGAUGUUCAAAAAGUAUGCCGUAUUCUUGACAUUGAAUGCGAACAUGUUGACUUUGUCAAAGAAUAUUGGAAUGACGUGUUUGAAAAGACAUUAGCUGACUAUGCUCAUGGAUUAACACCUAAUCCAGAUAUUGCCUGUAAUAGCUUUAUUAAAUUUGGCGCAUUGCUUGACAAGAUUCCAAAGAAUACUUGGUUUGCCACAGGUCAUUAUUGCCGAUCUGAGAAUGGAAAAUUGCUGCGGGGACUUGACCGCAACAAGGAUCAAUCUUAUUACUUGUCUACUGUGCCUCAAGAAGCUUUGCAUCGUACUUUAUUCCCUCUAGGCAACUUUGAAUCUAAGCGACACGUCAAAGCACUAGCCACUCAAUUUGGUCUAGAUGCCAUUGCCCGUAAGAAAGAAAGUAUGGGCAUUUGUUUUGUAGGCCAACGAAGAAAAUUUGCAGAAUUUCUUGAGCAGUACAUUGAUCAGCCUCCUGGGCCUGUUGUGAACUUGGAAACAGGUCAAGUGAUUGGCGAGCAUAAUGGCCUUUAUGGUUACACGAUUGGUCAGGCCUCCCGUAUUUGCCAUGGGUCAGAAAAAUGGUUUGUGGCACAAAAGAUCAUGAGCGAAAACAAGUUAGUGGUUGUGCCUGGCUCAAAUCAUCCUGCACUUUUUCACAGUGGAUGCACUGCACGUGACUGGGUCUGGAUUCAUCAUCAACAUCCAACAGAUACAGUCGAAUUGGACGCUCAAGUGAGGUACAGACAAUCACCUGAAAAGGCGAUUCUGUCAGUUGAAAACGGUGUUUACAAAGUGCAUUUCAAACAGCCUAUUAGAGCCAUUGCACGUGGCCAACAAGUAGUUGUUUGGGAUGGAGAUUGGUGUUUAGGAGGAGGUGUCAUAGAUCAAGUUUAUUAA
Gilbertella persicaria is the source of this 1032-nucleotide messenger RNA. Its product is annotated as tRNA methyl transferase. Bases 1 to 1032 code for a protein of 343 amino acids. Gene Ontology annotation, biological process: tRNA wobble position uridine thiolation. The transcript has a single exon. Gene Ontology annotation, molecular function: sulfurtransferase activity. Gene Ontology annotation, cellular component: mitochondrion. The record is from RefSeq and is a predicted model, not a curated record. Lineage: Eukaryota; Fungi; Mucoromycota; Mucoromycetes; Mucorales; Choanephoraceae.